This is a messenger RNA of Prionailurus viverrinus (fishing cat), 1904 nucleotides long. RefSeq names its product chromobox 4 (gene CBX4). Bases 98 to 1762 code for a protein of 554 amino acids. The record is from RefSeq and is a predicted model, not a curated record. NCBI's taxonomy places the organism in Eukaryota, Metazoa, Chordata, Mammalia, Carnivora, Felidae. The transcript is spliced from 5 exons. Gene Ontology annotation, biological process: negative regulation of DNA-templated transcription.
GGCGCCUCGGCCCGGGGCGGCAGCGGGGCGCCGGCAGGAGCCAGCAGCGUCUGCAGCCGCGCCGGCCGCCCGCGCCCCGGCGCGCUCCGGCUCGGCCAUGGAGCUGCCAGCUGUUGGCGAGCACGUCUUCGCGGUGGAGAGCAUCGAGAAGAAGCGGAUCCGCAAGGGCAGAGUGGAGUAUCUGGUGAAAUGGAGAGGCUGGUCCCCCAAAUAUAACACGUGGGAGCCGGAGGAGAACAUCCUGGAUCCCCGGCUGCUGAUCGCCUUCCAGAACAGGGAACGGCAGGAGCAGCUGAUGGGAUAUCGGAAGAGAGGGCCGAAGCCCAAACCGCUGGUGGUGCAGGUACCUACCUUUGCCCGUCGCUCCAACGUGCUGACUGGACUCCAAGACUCCUCCGCAGACAACCGCUCCAAGCUGGAGCUGGGCGCUCAGGGCAAGGGCCAGGGCCACCAGUACGAGCUCAACAGCAAGAAGCACCACCAGUACCAGCCCCACAGCAAGGAGCGAACCGGCAAGCCCCCCCCGCCCGGCAAGAGCGGCAAGUAUUACUACCAGCUCAACAGCAAGAAGCACCACCCCUACCAGCCGGACCCCAAGAUGUACGACCUGCAGUACCAGGGCGGCCACAAGGAGGCGCCCAGCCCCACUUGCCCGGACCUGGGCGCCAAGAGCCACCCGCCGGACAAGUGGGCCCACGGCGCGGGGGCCAAGGGCUACCUGGGAGCCGUGAAGCCCUUGGCCGGUGCGGCCGGGGCUCCGGGCAAGGGCUCCGAGAAGGGCCCCCCCAACGGGAUGACGCCGGCCCCCAAAGAGGCGGUGACGGGCAACGGGAUUGGGGGCAAGAUGAAGAUCGUCAAGAACAAGAACAAGAAUGGACGCAUCGUGAUCGUGAUGAGCAAAUACAUGGAGAACGGCAUGCAGGCGGUGAAGAUCAAGUCCGGCGAGGCAGCCGAGGGCGAGGCGCGCUCCCCCAGCCACAAGAAGCGGGCCGCCGAGGAGCGCCACCCUCCGGCCGACAGGACUUUCAAAAAGGCAGCGGGGACGGACGAGAAGAAGGCGGAAGCACCAUCCAAGAGGAGGGAGGAGGAGGCGCCGGGGGCCGGCGACCCGCAGCCCCAGGACGCCGGCUCCCGCAAGCUCUCCCCCACCAAGGAGGCCUUCGGCGAGCAGCCGCUACAGCUCACCACCAAGCCCGACCUGCUGGCCUGGGACCCGGCCCGGAGCUCCCACCCGCCCUCCCACCACCACCACCACCACCACCACCAUCACCACCACCACCACUCGGUCGGCCUCAAUCUCUCCCACGCGCGCAAGCGCUGCCUCUCCGAGACCCACGGCGAGCGCGAGCCCUGCAAAAAGCGCCUCACGGCGCGCAGCAUCAGCACCCCCACCUGCCUGGGGGGCAGCCCGGCCGCCGAGCACCUCACCGACGUGCCCCCCACCGCCGCCCUCCCGCAGCCCGAGGUCAUCCUGCUGGACUCGGAUCUGGACGAGCCCAUAGACUUGCGCUGCGUCAAGACGCGCGGCGAGGCCGGAGAGCCCCCAAGCGCCCUCCAAGUGAAGCCCGAGGCGCCUGCGACGGCGUCGGCGGCGGUGGCGGCCGCCGCGCCGGUGACGGCGGCCGAGAAGCCUCCAGCCGAGGCCCAGGACGAGCCCGAGGAGCCGCUGAGCGAGUUCAAGCCCUUCUUUGGGAAUAUAAUUAUCACCGACGUCACCGCGAACUGCCUCACCGUCACGUUCAAGGAGUACGUGACGGUGUAGCCAGAGGGCUUCGGAAGGGGAAGCGCCAUCCCCGCGGGUGGCUUAGCACCUGGUGCCUAGGGGCGGAUUCCUCCUCUCUCGCCAGCUGCGGGAGAUCCGGGCCUGCCCCCCGAAGUGAGGACGCCCGGAGCCGCAGAAUCCG